Molecule: messenger RNA, 4177 nt
Organism: Malania oleifera
Lineage: Eukaryota; Viridiplantae; Streptophyta; Magnoliopsida; Santalales; Ximeniaceae
Product: mediator of RNA polymerase II transcription subunit 33A-like
Exons: 12
Coding region: 130-4104 (1324 amino acids)
Biological process (GO): regulation of phenylpropanoid metabolic process
Cellular component (GO): mediator complex
Source: RefSeq, a predicted model, not a curated record
GACAAAGUGACAAACACACGUAAACUGCAGGUGCGUGUAGAUCAGAUAUAGCGAAUGUAUAGAAAGAUAGCUCUCUGAUGAAAAGAAACAAACAAACAUAUAAACUGCAGGUGCGAAGACGAGAUAUAGAUGGCGGGGUCAGUGGGAGGGAGUAGAAUGAGUGUGUGGGAGGAAGUGGCUGAGCUGACGAAGGCGGCUCAGGAGAAGGGCAGCGACCCUCGGCUGUGGGCGGCUCAGUUAUCCGCCGCCCUCGGCAGUGCCGGCGAGUCUCUGCCGUCGACGGAGGUGGCCCACCUCCUUGUCUCUCACAUAUGCUGGGCCAAUAACAUCCCCAUCGCCUGGAAGUUCUUGGACAUGGCACUGACCGCCAACAUUGUGCCCCCGACGCUCGUCCUCGCCCUUCUGUCUGCCAGGGUCAUACCAUGUCGACAGCUCCAUCCCGCAGCAUAUAGGCUUUUUCUGGAGCUCCUUUGGAGGCAUGCUUUUUCAUUUGCAUCUCAAAGCAGUGGACCAAAUUAUCAUAAGAUCAUGAAAUCCACUGAUGAGGUUCUUUAUCUUUCCCAAAUAUUUGGCCUCCAAGAUUCUCAACCUGGGCUUCUUGUGGUUGAGUUUGUCUUUUCAAUUGUAUGGCAGUUACUUGAUGCAUCAUUAGAUGAUGAAAGGUUGUUAGACCGCACCCCAGAGAAAAUGUCUAUAUGGGAAACCAAAUCACAAGAUAUGGAAAUAGAUGAUCUUGAUAGCUUUCUUGUGAAGAGAACCAAAUAUCAUGAGAGAAUGCAGAAAAUAAAUACUGUAAUUGCUGUUGAGAUUAUUGGGAAAUUUCUUGAUAAUAAAGUUACUUCCAGGAUUCUUUACUUGGCAUGCCGAAACAUGUCUUCGCACUGGGAAAGUUUCACACAGCGAUUAAAGCUGCUUGCAGCAAAUUCAUUGGCUUUGAAGAAUUCAAAACAUAUGACUCCAGAGGCUCUUCUACAACUAACAUCUGAUAUACAAAAUGUUGUAUCCUGGAAAUGCAGAAUGAGUUCACAGCAACCUUCUCAUGUAAUACUGGGUGCUGGAUCUGUUAUAUCUGCUGGUCAAUGUAAUGGAGCUAGUGGUUCUGCACUUUGGCUUCCCAUUGAUCUAUUUUUGGCAGAUGCAAUGGAUGUGUCACGAGUGGCGUCGACGAGUGCUGUUGAUGUUCUCUCUGGCUUGGUAAAGACUCUGCAGGCUGUUAAUAAUACCACAUGGCAUGAUACGUUUUUAGGUCUAUGGAUUGCAGCUCUUCGACUUGUUCAAAGGGAAAAGGAUCCUAUUGAAAGUCCUGCACCUUGCCUUGAUAUCAGCUUAUGCAUGUUAUUGUCUAUUACAACACUUGCGGUUGCUAGUGUUAUUGAGGAAGAGGAAGGCACCCUGACUGAUGGAGUUGAAUGCAGCAGCUCCACCAAUCAAAAGAAAGUGAAACAAGUUCUUGGAAGACGCCACAAGGAUUUGGUUUCAAGCCUGCAGUUAUUGGGUGAUUAUAAAGGCUUGUUGACUCUACCCGUAACCCUGACCUCAAUAGCCAAUCAAGCUGCAGCCAAAGCAAUGAUGUUUCGGGUUGGGAAAGAAUAUGCCGAGUGCGUGAGCAUGGAUGAUAUACUGACGAAUUGUUCAGGAAACCUGUGGCAUUUGAUUGUUGAAGCUUGCAUUGCAAGAAAUCUACUGGACACUUCAGCAUAUUUUUGGCCUGGCUAUGUGGAUGGAUGUCACAGUCAUGUACCUCGCAGCAUUCAUUGCCAAGUGCCUGGUUGGUCAUUCUUGAUGAAAGGGUUCGCUCCGACUCCAUCGAUGAUAAAUGUUUUGGUAUCAACACCGGCUUCAAGCUUAUCAGAGAUUGAGAAAGUUUACAAUAUGGCAAUUAAUGGAUCAGACAAUGAGAAGAUAUCUGCUGCUACCAUUCUUUGUGGAGCAUCCCUAAUCCAUGGUUGGAAUAUACAGGAACACACUGUUCUUUUUAUUACAAGAUUAUUGUCACCCUCGAUUCCUGCAGACUAUUCUGGAACUAACAGCCAUUUGAUUGGUUUUGCUCCAUUUCUGCAUGUUCUAAUCCUUGGGAUAUCCUCUUUUGAUUGUAUUCGAAUUUUCUCCUUACAUGGUUUGAUUCCACAACUUGCAGGUGCAUUGAUGCCAAUUUGUGAGGUUUUUGGGUCUUGCAUGCCUAACUUAUCAUGGACUCUUAUGACUGGGGAAGAAAUAUCUGCGCAUACAGUAUUCUCCAAUGCAUUUAUUCUUCUAUUAACACUAUGGAAGUUUAAUAAGUCACCACUUGAACACAUGAUGGUAGAUGUGCCUCCAGUGGGAUCCAAGUCCAUUCCUGAAUACCUCCUAUUGUUGCGGAAUUCCCAAUUAGCCACAUUUGGAAACAUGAAGGAUCAGACCAAAAGCUGGGGAGUUUGUAGAAAUCAAAGUCUGUCUAUGGAGCCCAUGUUUAUGAAAUCUUUUCCAAAAUUAAAACUUUGGUACCAGCAGUAUGAAGCAUGUAUUGCUUCAAGCCUCUCAAGUCUUUCUCCUGGGACCCCUUUACAUGAGAUUGUUGAUGGGCUCUUGAACAUGAUGUUUGGAAAAAUUUGUAGUGGUGGUAAGGACUUGAUACCUACAACUUCUGAAAAUUGUAGGUCUCCUGGAAGAACUGAAAGUGCCUCUUCUCAACUCAAGUUACCUGCAUGGGAUAUCCUUGAAGCUAUCCCUUUUGCACUCGAUGCUGCUUUAACAGCCUGUGUCCAUGGGAGACUAUCUCCACGUGAACUGGCUACUGGGUUGAAAGAUCUUGCUGAUUUUCUUCCUGCAUCUGGGGUAACGAUUGUCAGCUACCUUUCAGUUGAAGUAACACAAGGUGUGUGGAAGCUAGCUUUUAUGAAUGGAAUUGAUUGGCCAAGCCCUGCUGCAAAUAUAUCCAUGGUGGAGCAAAAGAUAAAGAAAAUUUUGACUAAUGCUGGUGUUAAUUUCCCUAGUCUUGCUACAGGAGCAAGCUUACCAGCCACACUUCCUUUACCAUUGGCUGCCUUCAUAAGCUUCACAAUAACGUAUAAACUUGAUAGAGCUUCUGGAUCCCUCUUGAAUUUUUCUGGUCUAGCCUUGAGCAAUCUCACGGCAGGUUGCCCAUGGCCAUGUAUGCCCAUCAUGACUGCCUUAUGGUCCAAGAAGGUGAAGCGCUGGACUGACUUCCUUUUGAUUCGUGCUGCUUGCAGUGCUUUCCGCCACAACAGUGAAGCUGUAGUGCAGCUCCUCAAGGUCUGCUUCUCGUCCAUUCUUGGGUUUGAUACUUCUCUCAUCUCCGGUGGUAGUGGUGUAGGUGCUCUCCUUGGCCAUGGGGUUAGUUCCCUUUUUUCUGGUGGGGUUGCUCCUGUUGCCUCUGGAUUUCUGUACUUAAAAGUAUACCAGCAUGUCAGGGAUGUUACCUUCAUGACAAAAAAAAUCAUCUCUCUUUUAAUGUUUUUUGUUAGAGAGAUUGCAAUGGGUGGGUUGCCAAAUGAGCAGUUAGAGACAUUGAAGAAGAUGAAGUGUGGAAUGAGAUAUGGGCAGCCUUCUCUUGCCGCAGCUAUGGCACGUGUCAAACUCUCUGCUUCAUUUGGGGCUUCCUUGGUUUGGAUAUCCGGAGGAUGGACUUCAGUUCAAACUUUGAUCAGAGAAACCUUACCGUGUUGGUUUAUAUCAGGCCAUGGAUUGGAGAUAGAUGGGGAGGAGUCCAGAGGGAUGGUUGCGAUUUUAAGAGGUUAUGCUCUAGCAUACUUUGCACUGCUUUGUGGGACAUUUGCUUGGGGCGUGGACUCGGUAUCACCAGCAUCAAAGCGGCGGCAGAGUGUUCUUCGCAACCAUUUAGAGUUUCUUGUGAGUGCUUUGGAUGGGAAAAUAUCAUUGGGCUGUGAUCUGGCCACUUGGCGAGCUUAUGUGGAAGGAUUUGUGGGUUUGAUGGUUGAAUGCACGCCAACAUGGUUGUUUGAGGUGGAUGUAGAUGUGUUAAACAGGUUGAGUAGGGGAUUGAGGCAGUGGAAUAAGGAAGAAUUGGCUCUAGCACUAUUAGUAAAGGGUGGGGUUAGGACAAUGGGCGCAGCUGCUGAGCUCAUUAUUGAAAGUAAUAUUUGAUUUUUUGUCAAAUCUACACUGUAUAUUGGUUUAUGAGGUUUUAAAUGAGGUUUUGAAUGCCAUAUUUCUUGAA